Messenger RNA from Papaver somniferum (opium poppy), 1370 nucleotides. Its product is annotated as putative GDP-L-fucose synthase 2. The record is from RefSeq and is a predicted model, not a curated record. Gene Ontology annotation, biological process: nucleotide-sugar biosynthetic process. The transcript is spliced from 2 exons. Gene Ontology annotation, molecular function: GDP-L-fucose synthase activity. NCBI's taxonomy places the organism in Eukaryota, Viridiplantae, Streptophyta, Magnoliopsida, Ranunculales, Papaveraceae. The coding region runs from base 174 to 1121 and encodes 315 amino acids.
CUGAGCAAGAUUCUCGUAGGUUGGGUGCAGUUAGUACGAACAAUAUUCCUCACUCCCACAGCUGAGCAAACCACACAUCAGUGAAUUUAUAUAUAUCAAACAGGUCAAAUCUGAACGAAAAAUCUCAAAAUCUUAAGAUCUACAAACCCUAAGCUCAAUUCUAGUUUCUAAAAAUGGAUCCAUUCUUGGCAAACAAGACCUCAAAGGUCUAUGUAGCAGGUCAUAGAGGUUUAGUUGGUUCAGCUAUAGUUAAAAAACUACAACAAUUAGGAUUCACAAAUCUCAUUCUCAAAACCCAUAAAGAACUUGAUCUUACUAGACAAUCAGAUGUUGAGUCGUUUUUUGCUGCAGAAAAACCAGAAUUUGUCAUUCUUGCUGCAGCUAAAGUCGGUGGAAUUCAUGCUAAUAAUACUUAUCCUGCUGAAUUCAUAUCUAUUAAUCUUCAGAUCCAAACUAAUGUCAUUCAUUCUUCUUAUAUUAAUGGUGUUAAGAAGAUUUUGUUUCUUGGUUCAUCUUGUAUUUACCCCAAAAUAGCUCCACAACCAAUUACUGAAGAAGCUUUACUUACUGGUCCAUUAGAACCUACUAAUGAAUGGUAUGCUGUUGCUAAAAUUGCUGGAAUCAAAAUGUGUCAAGCUUAUCUGUUGCAAUACAACUGGGAUGCUAUCUCAGGUAUGCCAACCAACUUGUAUGGUCCAAAUGACAAUUUUCAUCCCGAAAAUUCUCAUGUUCUUCCAGCUUUGAUGCGGCGAUUUCAUGAAGCGAAAGUUUCAGGUGCUAAGGAGGUUGUUGUUUGGGGGACUGGUUCUCCUUUACGAGAGUUUCUUCAUGUUGACGAUCUCGCAGAUGCUGUGGUUUUUAUGAUGGAAAAUUACAGUGGUCUAGUUCAUAUUAAUGUGGGAAGCGGGCAGGAGGUAACAAUUAAGGAACUUGCGGAGCUAGUGAAAGAAGUUGUUGGAUUUGAAGGAGAGCUUGUCUGGGAUGCAACAAAGCCAGAUGGAACACCAAGGAAGCUCAUGGACAGUUCGAAAUUAGCAGAUUUGGGAUGGGUUCCAAAGGUAUCACUUAAAGAUGGGCUAGUUGAUACUUACAAAUGGUACGUCGAGUAUUUGAAGCAGUAAGACAGGUGACUUCUACAGUUUUACCUUGUUUUCUCCAAGCUUCUCUACAUAUUCCUUUUUAUUUAGCUUUAUGUUGUAACAUUGAAGCGUUGAUUCUUUAGGGUGAUAUUGUUGUUAGAAUCGGUUGUCUUGUUUUAUUAAUAUAAUAGUGUUUCAAUGAGAAUAAAAUGCCCUUUUCUCAAGUUAUAUCUGAUACUGAACUAGCAAAUGAAUACGUUGCAAUAAUUUUAAAUAUACCGCAACCAUGAA